Psilocybe cubensis is the source of this 3330-nucleotide messenger RNA. RefSeq lists its product as uncharacterized. NCBI's taxonomy places the organism in Eukaryota, Fungi, Basidiomycota, Agaricomycetes, Agaricales, Agrocybaceae. Bases 1 to 3330 code for a protein of 1109 amino acids. The record is from RefSeq and is a predicted model, not a curated record. Gene Ontology annotation, molecular function: calcium ion binding; phosphatidylinositol-4,5-bisphosphate phospholipase C activity. The transcript is spliced from 9 exons. Gene Ontology annotation, biological process: lipid metabolic process; phosphatidylinositol-mediated signaling.
AUGACUGACCUUACUGCGCCCUUGAACCCAGCCAGGAUUCUGAAAAGAGCUGGGGGAUUGCGCAACAGCAACGGCCAGGUCGUUAAAGAACUUGACGAUGGCCCACCGCAGCCCACCUCCAAUGGAUUCAGCGCCUCUAUCAAGCGGAAGUUCCAUGGCUUCAAGAUUCGCGCGGGCGCCCUUGCAAGGUCCAAAUCCUUUAAUGGGGAGACAACGCGGACAGUGAGCGAGUCGGAGAAGAAGUUCAAAAAACCCCUUUCCAGGUCACUCACGGAUGUUACAACCGUUGAAAGCCCCAUCUCGCCGCGUGCACGGAGCACACCGAGAUCAAAGUCCAAGAGGUUCUCAGCACAACCGCGACUACAAACUCUUCCAAGUCUCUCCGAAGGCACAUCUGUCGACCAUGUCACGUCCCCUGCAAGCGCUGAAGCAGUCGAGCCAACAUCGCCCAUCAUAGGCAACGUUCGGGUCCCGCAGCUCCUGCAACUUGGGACGCCGAUGACCAAGGUUUCACUCAAAAGGCACCAAAAGUUUGUGUUUCGCCUCGACGCCGACUUAGGGCAGAUCGUAUGGGAGUCAAAGAAGCAUAAAAUAAUCCCCAUUGAGAACAUCAAGGAGAUCAGGUCAGGCGAUGAUGCCAGGUACUAUCGCCAGCAGUUUCAUCUGUCUCAAGAGUACGAAGAUCGCUGGCUCACUAUCAUUUACCUUCUGGACGGCAACUACAAGACCUUACAUCUUAUCGCGGCCACUAAGGAUGUUUUCCAGCUCUGGAACCGCACUCUACGGGAUCUACAUGCUAUUCGUUUGGAGCUUAUGAGGGGUUUAGGCAAUGUGGAGAUGCGUCAGGCGUUGUGGGAGAAGCAUUAUUGGAAAGGCGCUGAUGAGGAACAAGACCAGAAGCUGACUUUCGACGAAGUGGAGAAACUUUGUCGGCGGUUGAACAUCAAUUCAACCAAUGAGGAUCUGUUGAGACUAUUCAAGCAAGCCGACACCCAAAACCGUGAAUUCUUGGACUUUGAUGACUUCCGUCGCUUCGUGAAGCUUCUUAAAGCGCGUCCAGAAAUUGACAGACUGUAUAAGAAGCUUCGGGCACAGAACAACGGGGUUUUUGACUAUGGGGUAUUCGAAAGGUUUCUGAAAGAAGAACAACACUCUCAGUUGUCGGCACCAGAACUUCGUGCUUUGUUCAAUAAAUAUUCAACGUCUUCGCCACCUGUCGUGACUCGGAGGGGAGACACAUGCGAACAUCCAGAUUCUGCGUCUACUCCUGUCAUUACUAUCGAUGCUUUCACUGCUUUUCUUCUCUCGCCCGACAACUCUAUCUUCGCAGAUCAGCAUAACGAUGUUUGGCAGGAUAUGACGCGCCCCCUGCCUGAGUACUUUAUUUCGUCAUCACAUAACACGUAUCUUGUAGGGCACCAGUUAGUGGGGGUCAGCACCAUUGAAGGGUAUAUCAGGGCUUUGUUGCAUAGUUGUCGGAGUGUCGAAGUGGACAUAUACGACGGUGAACUCGAGCCCAUGAUCUUCCACGGAAAGACGUUUACUUCCAAAGUAUCAUUGAGGGAAGUAUGUCAAGCGAUAGCAAAGUACGGCUUUGUUGCAUCACCAUAUCCCAUCAUUAUUUCAGCGGAGGUGCAUUGCGGACUGUCAGGGCAAGACAUGAUUGCAGAGAUCAUGUUGAAGGAGUUCGGGGAUAGUUUGGUUAAAGUGCCUGUUGACGCUGAAGGCGUGAUUAUGAGGGAAAAGAUAGAGCAGCUACCGAGUCCUGAGGAGUUGAAGGGAAAGAUUUUGCUGAAGGCAAAAAACUUUAACCUGUUGAAGUCGGAUUCUGAUAGUGACAUUGGAUACUACACUGACCCAUCAUCUUCCGCUUCCGAUUCCGAGGCUUUUUAUGACGUUUCCAAGGAACCUAGGCCGUUUCCAUCACCCAAGGAACAAAGGAAGGAAAAGUCGGGAAGGCAGUCUGAUAGUUCUAUGAAAGACCAACUUGCUAAGGCUGGAACGAACAUUCUGAAGCGCGUGAAAAGCGUGCGGCGGCGAAGCUCUGCUAAUUCUACUGGCUCUUCAAAGGCAAUCAUUUCACAGUCUUCGCCCACUUCAGCAGUCUUUUCUCAAUCGCCUCCGUCAAUGUCCUUUGUUUCUCAGUCUCCUCCACCGAUAGCUUCAUCUACACCCUCUAUGAAUGCUCUUCUCAAAAGUAAGCAACCAUCGGGGCCACCACCACCACAAUCCAUUGCUUCAAGUCUUUCCUUGCCUAUACCGUCCCCUUCAUCACCACGUGGCUCCAAAGCAUCUCUCCCUGUUUCUCUUCCUAUUCCUAUACCUGGACGCCGCUCCGAUGUUGGCCCAAGCGACCGCCCUAAACCUAAAAUGUCUUUUGCUCUUCUCGCCUUGCUCGUCUACACAGUCGGUGUGAAAUGGCGAGGUAUUAACAAGAAAGAAGAGUAUGCUCCUGAGCAUAUGUUCUCAUUGUCAGAAAAUAUGGCGAACAAGAUAUUGAGGUUUGGGAUGUGGGAUUUGAUUAAGCAUACGAAGACGCACUUGGUGCGCACGUACCCUAAGGGUACAAGGUUGAGCUCGACGAAUUACCAACCACAUCGGUUUUGGGCGUCGGGUGCGCAGUUGGUAGCCAUCAAUUGGCAAACAUUUGAUCUGGGAUACAUGAUAAACCAUGCUAUGUUCCAACGUAAUGGGCGUUCCGGCUACGUUUUAAAACCCGAUGCCAUUCGCCUCGCUCAGAAAGACCGCUUGGCAAAGCGUACAAUGCAUAGCUUUGAUGUCACCAUCAUCUCAGCCCAACAGCUCCCAAGGCCGAAGGAUGCCUUUGGCCACGAGGUUGAAGAGAAAGCCAUCGUGGAUCCUUAUGUGGAGGUCACGAUACAUAUCCCAGACUGGCCGGUCGUCUUGAAGGACAAGGAGAAAGAGAAACAUGAUGGAUCAGGAGGACAGUCUAUUCCUACAACCAGCCCUCAACCACAUUCCGUUCUAGCCGCCCCUGCUAUUGUGGCGGCCACAGAAGCUACCACAUUGCUACCCGUCGCUCUCCCUGUCACAGCCGCUACAAAUCAGACCCCACUAGCUUCGACACCCGGCCGGUCGACAUCUUCACGGACCUCUGCUGUCAGAAAAAAUGGUUUCAAUCCAGUGUGGGAAGAGACGCUACGUAUCCCAUUUGAUUGUGUUGGGGACAUGAUGGACCUGAUUUUUGUCAGGUUUGUUGUGCGCCAGGAAGAUAAGAAGGACACCGAUGAGCCGCUUGCUGUAUAUUGUGCUUCCUUGGGAAGUCUGCAGCAAGAACUUUCAACAAUGUCUAUAUUCCCGACAUCAUAA